Molecule: messenger RNA, 2484 nt
Organism: Hippocampus comes (tiger tail seahorse)
Lineage: Eukaryota; Metazoa; Chordata; Actinopteri; Syngnathiformes; Syngnathidae
Exons: 5
Coding region: 61-1227 (388 amino acids)
Molecular function (GO): protein binding
Source: RefSeq, a predicted model, not a curated record
GGCUCAGCUCUGCGAUACACCUUGGUCUGUGUGUCUCAACCAACACAACAUUCACCAACCAUGAUGAGGAUUAAUGUGUUUGUUUUUUUCUUAGUGUUCCGUCUUCACAAGGCACAGGAACAUGUUAAUGAGUUUUAUCCUCUUGUUGAGAAAGGUCCAAUCAGUUUUGUGGAUCCUACACAGAGCAAUCAAACCAGGCUGAUGGUGAAAGAACCUUCACUGCCCAUCAAUGAACUUCUAGAAAAGAGCAGCAGGACCGGCGAGUCCAAAUUUUCCCUCCAUCCUUUACCUUCUGCUGUCUGGCCAAAGCACAAUGACCUCGCACCCGUCCCUCGCCACCAUGGUGUCCACAACAAGAGCAAGCGAGGCCCUAAGAGUGAGCACUUACUGGAACUGAACACGGAUAAAACCAGAGGGGAAACAGCCGGUCUCCUUCCCAAACCUUCUCUGACGGCGUCGACGGCUGCGGCCGCCAACCGCACCGCUCAGAGCGGCAUCAGUCCCCCUCAACCCACCCAGCCGGAGGGCUAUCCCAACUCCAGACCCAGGAGCCCUGCUCAUGCACAGCCUGCUCCAGCACCUUCUCCUCGCAAAGACCCCCCCAAUAGACGCCUGGACCCAGAGGAGAACCGCCCGGGGAAAGCCGGUCUCUACCAAACCGGAAUUGGUGCAGCGCCGCCUCGAAACAACAGCCGGCCACCUGUCACCUUCAACCGUCGCUCCUCCAGCCUCCUGUAUCAAUUUGACAUCCUCAGACGAGAGUCCGACCUCACCCAUGAUGCCUUCUGCAUGAAUGAGUGCAGGAAGGAGAAGGAUGAGAAGGAUUAUUACUGCUACAGCGAGUUUGCUGUCAACGGAGUCGUCCACGACAUCGACGUGCUGCGUAGAGGGAUACGUCUCAUUACUCUGAUGGUGAGCAGCGACGGGUUCUACAAGAUGAGUCGCCUCUACGCCACCCCUGACAGCUUCUUCUUCAAAGUGCGGCUUCUGGUCCUGGACACUUACAAGUGCAGCAAACCGUGUCCUGAUAUCAAACUUGGAACCCGAUACAUCGUAAUGGGCCAAAUCCACCACCGGAGGCGGCAUCUUCCAAACGACCUCCUGAACCUGCUCGGGGUCCGCCUAAAACCAGGCGACGGGAUACUCAGGAGCAGCAACUAUGUGAAAAGGUUCAACAAACGGAAGCACCAGAAGGUCUUGGAGGCCACCCGCUCUAAGUGUCGGUGAACCCGAACCUGAGACUGUCGGCCCAACUUGCAAGGGAAGAGACAUUGCAUCUUAACGUGAAUCGCUUCUAAAUAACCCUUGAGUAUUAUUACACCAGAAGAAGGUCCAAGAGGCAACACGAGUAGCGAUUAGCAAGUUUGUCUCCCGGUCGAGAGGUAGUGGGUUCGAAUCUCAGCUCCGGCCUUCCUGUGUGGACUUUGUAUGGUGUCCCGAUGGUCACGUAGGCUUUCUCCAGGUACUCCAGCUUCUUCCCACAUUCCAAAAUCAUGCACGUUUGGUUCAUCAAAGACUCUAAAUUGUCCAUAGGUAUGAAUGGGAGUAUGAAUGUUUGUUUGUCAAUAUGUGCCCUGCCGCUGACAGGGAUUUGCUCCAGCUUAGACCAUGACAUUAGUGAGAACAAUUGCUACAAGAAAAUGGAUGGAGGAAAGAAGGAAAAGACAAAAGUAAAUGGAUUCACUUUUCCAUGGAACCCUGUGACGUGCAUUAUCACCAUCCAUCAUUUAACUAAAAAUACCACCAUGUGUUCUUUUUAAUAGUUUCCCAAUACACAUUGGUACUACUUACAGCAUUAGUUCAGCAGCCCACCAGCCCGAAGUAACUGAUAUUCAAACACUACUUGACCUCUUCAUUGAUUCAUGGCUGGUACAUGAAGCUAAAAGGGGAUAAAAUUAGCCCGUAUCCAGAAGGGAACUUUCAGACUAAACACAACAUAUAAUCCACAUAUUUCAUUGCUCUGUUCUGGUAUUAGGCAGCUACUGUAGAUCUACUGUAUGUAAUGCCUUUUAAUUGCUACGAAUGCAAACCGCGCCAUUGUGGUUGUCAUCGGUGAGCGGGACAUGCAUUUUUGAUGUUACAUGGACUAAAAUAAGGCAUUAAAGAAAUUCAGUACAAGUAACCACAUGCAGUACCCGUUUUUAGACAUGAGAAGAAAAAGAUGCCUUUGUUGUGUUCAUUCAAUUCCCACGUUUUGUGUGACAUUUAAAUAUCAUGCAUUAUUGACCAAGUGUUACCUCAGCUUUGCUCAACGACACCACGGCAGUCUUAACAUCUCUCCAGCAACCCAUCCAAACUUUUAUGCUGUGGUCCUCCACUUUAGAAUCCUCAAUCUAAUUUGCUGCCCAAGUUCAAAAUAAAAAGAUAAGUGUUGGACUAUAGAAGUAUGAGGUUUGUUUUCCGCCCUUGCGUUUCAUGGAAGGGUGAACAUUUGCACUCAAUGUUGCAUACAGAUGAAAUAAUUAAACUGAUUAUUUUGUACCC